AUGGAUGAGGGUUCGGAUAUAAAAGGCCCUCGCCGGAAAAGGGUCUCGCGCGCCUGCGAUCGCUGUCGCACGAAAAAGGACAAAUGCGAUGGAGCACGUCCGUCAUGCUCAGCCUGCAAAGCGUCCGGCCAGACUUGCUCCUACGACCCCAAUGCGAGGAAGCGCGGGCUGCCCGAGGGAUAUGUGCGAGGACUAGAAAAACUAUGGGCGCUGUCAAUUUGCAACAUCGAAGGAUUUGAAGAAACAAUGCUGGCCUUAAUCGGUGCCACGGAUCGCUCAAAGGGCCGACGCGAUCGUCUGAUGCAGCUGUGGACUGAUGAAGCUGCUUCGGAUAAUCUGCACGACGUGUGGAAGACAAGUCGUCUGUGGGGAGCUUUGGAAAAGAUGUUGUCCCCGGGAGACAUAGACUCACAAUCGCCAGCGAAAAGGCCACGCGAAGAAGAAGACGAUGGCUCAUAUUUGGGAGCAUCAAGCCAGUGGGGGUUUCGCGUUGGCCGUGACCCAGGUUCCGUUGGAGUAGCCGGCCCCAGAGUUGUCGACCCAUCAUCAUUGUCCCCAAUAGCCAAGAAGCCGAGAUUAUCAUCAGCUGCCGAGAGCAGUUUGCCUGGAAAAAUACAAAAUGUUCAGGUUUUGCCAUUGCCGCCUCACACUUCGGGUUUAAUCGAAACGUAUUUCUCACAAACACAUCCAUGGUUUCCAAUCAUCCCAAAACAUAACAUGCUCCGUGCUUCUUACUUGUACGCGAAUGGCGCACCCCACCUGGGGAACACACCGACAAACUCAGGAGAUCAUGCCGCUCUCUGGGCAAUUUUAAGCUACACAACGGGCCAGCAACAUUCGGGCGUGAAUCCACAUGAUACUUUCAUACAUGACCCAUUAGCCCAGUCCCGGGAGUACUAUAAGAUAGCGCGCGGCCUUAUUCCUUCUGAAAAGGAGCGGUUUGAUCUUGGGCAUGUACAGGCUCUGUUGCUGCUCACGCUGGUAAAUGUAGGGUUUGAAGACUGGACUGCGGCGUGGCUGUUGAGCGGACAAGCCGCACGAAUGGCCGAAGCCAUGGAGUUAUCGAAGACUUUAGAUUCUCGCAGGUCGGACGAAUCGCGCCAAAGAACAGCCGUUUAUAUGGGAUGUUUUAUCAUUGACUCCAUACUCUCUGUCCGUCUUUCGAGAUCGCCUUGUCUGAGAGGGAUCGACCUAGCACUAGCGGGACGCCUAGAAGAAGAUGGCCUCGAAGAAUGGAAUUCUUGGGUUGACGUGCUACCCUCCCGCGCUGCCUUUGAGAGCAGAAACGCACCACCGCGCGGCCCCUUACUGGCUCUCAGCUACUUUAAUCGUUUGUUUGAAUUAACCAGCGUGCUAAAUAGAAUUGCUUGGGAUUUUCCGCAAGCUACAAAUGCCCAUGUCUUCAUUCAAAAAAUACUGCUUGACCUCAGAGCACUUGACGACCAGCUUCCGGUAAAUUGCCGUUUGAUUGGCGCCGAAGGGGACGACGCCCAGAACAGAUCCGCUUUGCUCCUCCAUCAAAGCUAUUUCCACCUGACAUAUGCAGCAACGCUCUUGUUUCUCUACACUAGGCAGUUAAGUCAAGGCCAGUUUAUGCAGGGGGUCAGCCAGACUGCUAUGGAUGGAAUCGAGAAAAUACUUUAUCGAACGUUGGACGUUCUAUCGCAUCAUGUGGAGAAUUUCCAAGCAUGUGGGAUUCCACCAUUGAUCGAGUUCCCGCUGCGAUCGAUUUUAGAGUCCGUUUCGUCCGUACGAUCAAAACUGGAGCCAGCUGGAUUCCCCGUCCCUAAGUGGAUAAGUAUCUUUUCUCAGAAGCUCACUGAAGUCUCAUCACCGUGGCCCGUUUUCGGGACACUAAAUGAGACAGUCAGGUCUCUUCUGUUCAAUCCGCCUGAACCAUAUUCCUCAUUGCCGCAAAGACAAGCUGCGAACGCAGAUGUUCAUGCUCCAAACUCUUCUCAGAACCUAGAGUCAAAGGCAUUGCCGUUUGACAACAUAGCCAAAGUCAGCCAUCCUAUUGUCGACCUUGGGUCUCGUUCAGCCAUUGUCCAAAAUCCUGGCUUUAGUACUAGUGUGGCCAAUCCUUUUCCAAUUCCGACAAAUGGUAUAUAUAAGACACCAACAGAACCUGGCGGUGAUAUCAUGACUCUUUCGCCUAGCACAGAACCCACCAGCCAAGAACAAACAGCUGCCCACAUCCUCGAUAAACUGAUGGGAGGCGGCAAACCACCACCGCUACCACCAUCUCAAGCAGAACCUAACAACAUUGGGCAGGUACUCAAUCAACAAACACAAGCAGGGACACCUGAAUCAGCAAUCCUACAGCCUAAUAACAUUGGUCCGAGGGGAUAUAAUAUUGGCCAGCAGCAGCAGCAGCAGCAAGCAGGGGGAUCGUACAUGACGGAGGAAGCAUCGUCAUCACCCAACGACCUGGAUUCAAUAUUUAAGGACCUGGCAUAUAUUGACACAACAGAUUGGGCAAAUAGUCGCCAAGAAGGACUGCGAGAAUUUGGGUUUAUGGAUGAUAACACUUUUCAAGCAUUCUGCCAUGACCCAGACCGGCUGGUUGGGUCACGACCUCUCGUCCUGCCGACGGCCAUGUCAAUUGCAGAUAUUUGGCCCCCGCCGGGAUUUUUCCCAGAGACAUUCCAGGCUGGCCAGAAGAAUGAUACGGGGCCUAGCUGA
Molecule: messenger RNA, 2685 nt
Organism: Talaromyces atroroseus
Lineage: Eukaryota; Fungi; Ascomycota; Eurotiomycetes; Eurotiales; Trichocomaceae
Exons: 1
Coding region: 1-2685 (894 amino acids)
Biological process (GO): DNA-templated transcription; positive regulation of transcription by RNA polymerase II
Molecular function (GO): zinc ion binding; DNA-binding transcription factor activity, RNA polymerase II-specific; DNA binding
Source: RefSeq, a predicted model, not a curated record